AUGGUGAAGGUUUCUACUAUCAUCUUGUUCUUGCUAUUCCUCAUUGUUUUCAUCUCUGAUGAAAAAACUAUGCCAAAGACAGAAGCAAAAGACUGCCAUAAAACAUGGAACUUCAAAAGGGAAAACCGUUGCCGGGAAGACUGUCGGAAUCAAUACAAUGGGAUGGGACUUUGUGAUUUAUACACUGCUCCUUCGGUUCCUAAGCAGUGUUUUUGUGCAUAUAAGUGUUAA
Durio zibethinus is the source of this 231-nucleotide messenger RNA. Lineage: Eukaryota; Viridiplantae; Streptophyta; Magnoliopsida; Malvales; Malvaceae. The record is from RefSeq and is a predicted model, not a curated record.